GUGGUGGCAAGGUUAGUUUAAAUUUCGGUUUCGAUUUUUUGAGCGUUUUUUGUUCAAGUUCUGAUUUUGUAUAUCAAGAAAUUAUGGACAAUUUAUGUGAUUUUUGUUUUAAUAUACAUCAUACAUUUAUGAUUUUGUAUUUUUUGUCUAUUUUUUGUGAUUUUUUUUUCAAUUUUUAAGAUUAGGUAGAUUAUGAAAAGCCAUUGAUUAUCAAGGAUUCAAGCAGAUUUUUGAGCUAGGUUCAUUAUUAAAGCAGAAUCGUGGUGGCAAGGUUAGUUCAAAUUUCGAUUUCGAUUUUUUUAGCUUUUUUUUUUGUUAAAGUUCUAAUUUUGUAUAUCAAGACUUUAUGGACAAUUUAUGCGAUUUUUGUUUUAAUAUACAUCAUACAUUUAUGAUGUUGUAUUUUUUGUAUAUUUUUUGUGAUUCUCUUUCAUUUUUUAAGAUUAGGUAGAUUAUGAAAAUUCAUAUAUAUAGAAUCAUUGUUGUUUGAUGUUCAAUACGCAGUUGUUAAAAGAUUUUUUUUUCUUCAGAUUUUUGAAUUGUUGAAAAAAAAAUCAGUGUAUUGUAUGCAAUGGCUGAUUCAGUCAGAAUUACUAGAGGUAUAAACAACAACAUUCAAAAUUUUCUGGAAUUUCCCUCAUUUGAUUUGUGCAUUACUCAAGGAUUGAUCUAAAAUGUAGGAUUUGCGGCGAGAAUGACACAAGAGUAUGAAAUGGCAAUUGAUAGCUCUUCAAAAAAAAGUAAAGUGUCGUGCUAUAAAACCACUGUUGAUCAACAAAAAUAUCCAAGUGAUGAAGUAUUACGUCAUGACGAUGAAGAGGCAAAUGAAUUUUAUGUCAAAAAUAAACCAAAAAAAGCUCCCCAUAUUCAUUGUUUCUUUAAUCAUGACAUAAAAGCUGACUUGAUGAAGUAUUUACAUGGACAUGUAUACAAUGUAUUCUGUGAAAGCACCUGCUUUGGUAAUUAUUUGCAAAUGCAUCAAUGUCGUGUUCGCGGACAAAUACAUAGACGUUGCAUGGCUUUAGAACUCAAUUGUAGUUCUCGCCAAGCAUUUGUAAUGCGUGUAAAUGGAUCUACGUUGCGUUUUACUUUGAGAGAAUUUGCUUUGAUCAGUGGAUUAAAUUGUGUCAACGAAGAAACUGAUUUCAUCUUUGAUCAGUCAGAACCAAAUAGUUUCAUGGAAAAAUAUUUUGAGGGUGUUAAGUUGAUCAGAAAAAUUGAUAUAAUGAGGAGUUUUCAUCGAAAAGUGUGGGGGGAGAACUAUCAGGAUGGCCUGAAGUUUGCAAUUUUAUACUUCAUCCAGACAGUGAUUUUUUCCGGUGAAAGAGCUACCAAAAAAGUUCCUAGAUUAUAUUUUGAUCUUGUUAAAAGUGGAAGGUACAAUCAGUUUCCAUGGGGGAAAAAACUUUCUAUUUGCUGUUGAAGAGCCUGAGAUAGAGGUUGAAUGGUGAAAAACAAUUUUACAGAAUCGAGGGAAUGCCUAUUUUAUCCCAAGUAUGGUUGUUUGAAAGCAGUUCGAGUAUUGAUUUCCAGGUCGCUCAAAAGGUUGAUGACCAUAUUCCGAGGUUGCUCAACUGGCAGACGACCAAUGAGAGUAGUAGAUACAAGAAACUUAUGAACACCAUAUUUAGUGAUGUUAAUAACUAGGUACUUAACUUGGCAUAUAUUUAAUAAUCACCAAGUUGUAUGUUUUCUUAUUGGUUUUAUUUAUAAUAGUAACAAAAUGUUUGGAAUUCAGAUUAAAUGCAGGAACAUUACACCAAAUCAAAGGGAACUUGCAGUAUUGCAACUGCCACCGGAGGGUAUCGAAAAUCAAGCUCCACCUCAGUAUUCAGAUUCAUCAGAUGAUGAUCUAGAUGAUGAAAUAAUUGAUACAAAUGAUGAUCCACGAGAGGGAAGCUGUGACGAUAAAGAUUCUGAAGAUGAUUUUCAAGUAGCUCCUCCACAAGUAGUAAAGGUCAAAAGAAAAGGAAAUGUUGGUUCCUCAACGUUGCCUGUUAGAAAAAGGACAAAGAAGUGGUGACUGGUGGAUCCAAACAGGUUGCAAAAAAUUUGGAACCUCGAAUUGCUGUUAAACAGCCGAUGAAAAAGAAUGUUGCAUCAAAAAAGGUACUAAAGAAACUUAAGGUUAUUUUAAAACAAACUGAAUGUCUACAUGCAUAGCUAACAAAAAUACAACUUUUGAGUGAAUAUGAUAUUUUAGAGAACAAGCGGAUCUGAAGUGGAAGGCUGGGUGAA
Molecule: messenger RNA, 2238 nt
Organism: Solanum lycopersicum (tomato)
Lineage: Eukaryota; Viridiplantae; Streptophyta; Magnoliopsida; Solanales; Solanaceae
Source: RefSeq, a predicted model, not a curated record